AUCAUUGAAGAGAAAAGAGGAAGGAGAAGACAUCGAGCGAGGUUAAAGUGAAAUGAAGAAAGCGUCGUACGCAUUUUGACUGACGGGGCCAUCGGCGCAGUUGUUAGGAUCCUUCCCUUGUGCUUGGAAUAAAUAAAGUUCGUCAUGGAUGAUGUCUGGUCACCGCUUUCGUGCGAACAUAAUAGAAAAGACGUUUUUACCAAAGACCUACACUCAUAUCGAUCACCAACACAAAAAAGAAGCAUGAUCUUAGCAGCAGGAGCGCCACCGUCAUCGACAUUCACUUCCCACAGUGGGGAAGAGGAAUCCCUGGAUACCAGGCAGGACGGUCAUGACAUCGACAUCAGGGAGGAGGAACUAGAACCAGAAGGACAGCGGAUGACUCGGCUGCGAGAGCUCCUCAGCAAAUCACUCCAGGAGACCCUGAAGGCAUGCAACUACAGGGCCAUCUGUCAAUGCUUCCCGACCCUUGCUGCUGCCAACCCAGAAGAACUACGCAACGCACACGAAAAAGUCUUCCAGUUUCUGAACGUUGAAGUCGAAAACGAGUUUGAACAGAUUAUUGAGGAACGGAAUGUCGUGUUCAAGCUGAAUGGACUCGACAGACUUAUUGCGGACGCCAAGAGUAAGGGAAGAACUGCUGGAUCACGAACAAUAUUGGAGCUACCUCCGGAAAUUGCGGUCCGGGCACGCACUGUACCAACAAAAGAGGCUGAAAUCGAGCGACUCAAGGCAGAACUGGAAAGGGUAGCAAUCAGGAAACACAAGAUGUCUUUGUAGCGGCACUGGAUGGAAUUUUAGCUGACAAAGGCAUUGACCUAUUUUGCUUGAUAUUUAGGUACGGCUGGACAAUCGACGACUAGGUAAUGCUCUGAACCAUGUCAAAGCAGAACAAUCGAAUAUCAAACUGGAACUUCU
Messenger RNA from Gamsiella multidivaricata, 918 nucleotides. Its product is annotated as Nnf1-domain-containing protein. The coding region runs from base 145 to 780 and encodes 211 amino acids. The transcript has 3 exons. NCBI's taxonomy places the organism in Eukaryota, Fungi, Mortierellomycota, Mortierellomycetes, Mortierellales, Mortierellaceae. The record is from RefSeq and is a predicted model, not a curated record. Gene Ontology annotation, biological process: chromosome segregation. Gene Ontology annotation, cellular component: MIS12/MIND type complex.